Drosophila innubila is the source of this 268-nucleotide messenger RNA. Its product is annotated as bomanin-1-like. Bases 23 to 157 code for a protein of 44 amino acids. The transcript has 2 exons. NCBI's taxonomy places the organism in Eukaryota, Metazoa, Arthropoda, Insecta, Diptera, Drosophilidae. The record is from RefSeq and is a predicted model, not a curated record. Gene Ontology annotation, biological process: defense response.
ACAUUGGAGAACAAUCAAUAAGAUGAAGUUAUUCUCAGUUGUCUCCGUUUUUGUGCUCGGUCUUUUGGCUCUAGCCAGUGCCGUUCCGCUUUCGCCCAAUAAUGACAUCAUCAUAAAUGGACACUGCGAAAAAUGCAGAAUACUAAACGGUCGUUGAUACUCAAGUUAAACCAAAAAACAUUUCAAAAUAAGAAAAUAAUUUGCAAAUGCUUUAUAAUAAAUAAAAAAAAAAAAAAUGAAUCUUUAAUGUAUCUCUACAAAACCAUAA